Lethenteron reissneri (Far Eastern brook lamprey) is the source of this 8345-nucleotide messenger RNA. It is a transcript of the gene NUDT19, whose product is annotated as nudix hydrolase 19. Gene Ontology annotation, molecular function: calcium ion binding; hydrolase activity, acting on acid anhydrides, in phosphorus-containing anhydrides. Gene Ontology annotation, biological process: homophilic cell-cell adhesion. Gene Ontology annotation, cellular component: plasma membrane; mitochondrion. Lineage: Eukaryota; Metazoa; Chordata; Hyperoartia; Petromyzontiformes; Petromyzontidae. The record is from RefSeq and is a predicted model, not a curated record.
CACGGGGGACCUUUGUGUUUUCCAAUGGAUCUGCCACGUGAUCGAGUCUUUAGCACCGUACGCCCCACCACGAUGCCUCCAAGGAUCUGCAGAUCCGUCUGACAGGCUGGGCUGUGAAUGGGCGGCGCCGUUCAAUGCCAGGAGGAGCAGGAGAGCCAUCUUCGCUCCCGAGCUGCUGGUAUCCGAGAAUCAGCGGCCACCGUUUCCACGUCGCAUCGGAAAGGUGUGGAGGUCGAGCAACGCGGAGGACGGCCACAGGUUCACGCUGUCCGCGUCGGGCAGCAUCGAGGACCCCACCCGGACGUUCUCCAUCGACGCGACGUCGGGCGACGUCUACGUGCUCCGAGCCCUCGACCGCGAGCGCAACGCCACCCACCAGCUGACGGUGUCGGUGAUGAACCGCUCGGGCGUCGAGGUGGAGGGUCCCACCGUGAUGCUCGUCCACGUGCUCGACCAGAACGACAACCGCCCGCGCUUCCAGCACGAGCCCUUCCAUGCGCAGCUGCCCGAGCACGCGCCCCGCGGUCACCACGUGAUCCACGUGGAGGCGGAUGACCCGGACAACCCGGAGACGGGGAACGCGGAGCUUCGCUACUCGCUGGGGCCUCCGCGCCCGCCGCCCGCCAAUCGCUCGGCCGUCAGCUUCGCCAUCGACCCCCUCCGUGGCGACAUCACCACAACCUCUGACCCGCAGCUGCUCGACCGCGAGGCGCUGGCCACGCUCACCUACGAGCUGGUGGUGAGCGUGUCGGACAUGGCCGGCGGCGACUCGGGCCUGGUGAGGAGCAGCACGGUCACCGUCACCAUCGCCGACAUCAACGACAACCCACCCGUCUUCCACCCCACCACGCGGAGGCGACCGAACGACGCGCCGUCGCUGGCCACCGCUGUGCCGGACUCCCCCGCCCUGCGCCGCUGGCGUGCGCUGGUGCUCUCGGACGCGCGUCUCUUCGCCGCCAUGUGCUCGGAGCUGCGCGUGGUGCCCGACGUGUGGGCCCUUCACGAGUGGAGCGACUGGCUGACGCCCGUGCCGCUGGCGCCGGCGGCGCCGGGCGCCUCGCCGCCGCGCCGAUUCGACGCCGUCUUCUUCCUCUGCUGCCUGGCCGAGGCGCCGGCGGCUUCGCACGACGACCACGAGACGGUCGGCGCGCAGUGGGUGCGCCCGCCGGAGCUGCUGUCCCAGCACGAGGCGGGCGCCCUGUGGCUGGCGCCGCCGCAGCAAUACGAGGUGGCGCGCCUGUGCCGCGUGCCGGCGCUGCUCACGCUCGCCGACUUCGCCCGCCGCCGGGCCGCGCUGGGGAUGCACCGCUGGAUGCCGGUGCGGGUCCCUGAUCCGGCGGGAGGAGGAGGUUUGGUGGGGGUGCUGCCCGGAGAUGAGCUGUACCCAGCGGAACCGGACGAGAUUGGCGGCGACCACGGCGGUGGCGCCGUGGUCCGACCAUCCGCGGCGCCGGCAUCGUCGCCGCCGCGGCCGGGCACCGCACCGCGCCUGCACCGCACCACGACGGCGCGGGGCCGCGCCGGGGUGCUGCUCACCGUGGCGCCCGAGUUUGGCCACCUGGCUCCGUUCGUCAGGGAAGACGACGCGGAGGAGAAGGAGGAGGAGGAUAAGACGAAGAAGAAGCCAGAGUCGGGGAUUGAGAGCCGACUGUGAGCGCCGUGUCGCUCCGCCUGACGGCGACACGCAUCGUCGUUGCCCUCCGUGCGGAUUGACGACGGCGGAUUCAAGGUGGAGUUGUAGAUGUUGCUGUCCACUCGGUUGCCUGUUUGGAAGCAGAGCGGAUCUCGCCCGUUCCUCCUUUGAAGGAGGAAAGGCGGCGGCGGCGGCAUCGGCGACGACGACGACGCUGGAGUGUUUCACGACGACGUGCGGCCGAUUCGACUUUGGGAUCCGUUGCCGCGCCCGCUCGCAGGGCCGCCAAGCCUUUAGCGCACACGGAUGGCACGGACGAUCACGGGGGGUGGAGGGGGGGGGGCCUUUUUGGGUCACCUCGACCCGCUUGCAUCAAAUUAAUUGCAAAUGAUGCAACGGCUGACGGCGGUGUCUUGGACAGAGGGACGGGGGGGUGGGGCGGGGCUGGAAUGGGUGGUGGCGCAACGGUGACUUUCGUGGUCUCGCCGCGAGAAAGGGGGCCCCGGUCAGCGUUUGAUUUCAGACUCGGGCGAGUUUCUGCGGUGGGGAGUGUGUGUGUGUGUGUGCGUUGUGGUUAGCGCGCUGCGCUACGGACCCCGCAGAGAGCCCAGUUCGAUUCCCUGCUCGCGGUCAACACCGGCGACGAAAAUCUGAACCGGACCUGGGCCUCCCCUCGGUCGACUCGGCCUAAAAAAAUUAGUAACUGGUGCGGUGUGUGGAAACGUCGCCACGGGGGAGACAAAGGCGGCCAGGCUUGGUGUUGGCCACCGACCCCCUCGUGCGCCGUGCCAGCCUUCACAGAUGCUCGUUUUUAACAGCACUUGGGCGGUCUUUGUCUUCUGUGUACAUGGGUCACGCCACCCGGACGAAACCUCCCCUUCGUGUCGAAUGGCGGCUGCUGCUGCUGCUGCUGCUGCCGCCGCCACCACCGCUGCUGUUGCCGCCACCACCGCCGCUGCUGCUGCUGCCGCCACCACCGCCGCUGUUGCCGCCACCACCGCUGCUGCCGUGACCACUGCCGCUGCUGCUGCUGCUACCGCCGUGAGCUAAGAGGCUCUUCAUCAAGGAGCCGCCCUACAGAGGCGUGGCGCCCGCCACCUUGCGGAAGGGAGCGGGCACCCCCUCACCCCCUACCCCCCCCCACCUCCCCCUACCCCUCACCCCCCCACCACUCCCUACCCCUCACCCCCCCCCACCUCCCCCUACCCCUCACCCCCCCUCCACCUCCUACCCCUCAUCCCCCCACCACUCCCUACCCCUCACCCCCCCACCCCUCACCCCCGUCGCGUGGAAUGGGGAAUUCCUCUUCCUCGACAAGAACAAAAAGACCUCGAGUCCAAGCACUUCAAAGAGGGGACCUCGGUGUGACUUGGCAUCUCUUGAACGACUGUUGUGCAUUUCCUAAGAACACACAAGAAUUUGGGUGUUUUACCCUUUCUGGCAAUAAAGCAGGAGUUUUUGUUAAGACGUUCAAACACCAAAUUGAUGCUUUUUGUAAAGGAAUCAAGUUUCUGCAUCAACCACGCAGCACUUUUGCUAAACAUGCAAACUAACAUGCUCUGAUAAUGUACGCGUUGAUUUGAAGCUUUCGUGACUGCAGGAAUCCAUACUCUUUGGUUCUUUCAGUAAAGUCACGUAGGUAUAAAAUAAAUCACGACGUUUCGGGCGCAACACAAGCGUCCGUCACCAGGUGGGAAAGCAUGUGAGCGCUUAGCAUGUUAAUGUGAAAUCAAAUAGUGGUGCUAAGCUCUCACAUUAACAUCAUGCUAAUCUCUCACUUUAACAUAGGCUCGUUGAGGAGACCGCUCUCCUAUCUUACAGUUACACGCUAAUUUCUCACAUUAACAUCACCAGCCCCGGCCACUUCUUGAUGACCCUUGGGCUACACCCGUUUAAAACUUUUUUUAAAACAGUCUGCAUCAGCAGCAGACCAUGCUUUCCCACCUGUUGACGGACGCUUGUGUUGCGCCCGAAACGUCGUGAUUUAUUUUAUUUUCUACCUACGUGACUUUAGCGAAAGAACCAAAGAGAAUGUACGUGUUGUCUUUGGCACUGAUUGGCCUACACCACCAGAGAACAACAUCAAAAGGCGAACAGCACAAAGACAAUGCCCCACGUAUCGGAGCAUUUGUGGCAGCUUUAUCACGGGAUACCUUUUUGCCAGGAUCAAAGUAGGAAGUAAGUAAUAUUUAAAAGAAAUUCAAACACGCUUUAAUGAAAUGUACUGUACGAGUAAUGGCAGAACUCCAGGAAGUGGCCCCGAAGCUUGCCAUAUCGCAAGGGACUGUGGUGAUUUACAGUUGAGCGUGGUCAAUUAGACCUGAGCCGAAACAUAACAAAAAAUAAUAUUUUAAAAUAUGUUUUUUAUAUUUUAUGAUAGAAUAUAGUAUUGUCAUCAGUAUGCCAUAAGUAUACCAGGUUUGCAGUCGAUACCACAUUGGAAAGUGGGUUAAAAUUAAGUUACAAGAUUUGAGGAUACAACAACAGAGUGAGUUAAAUAAAAGCGUGUAAAAAUAUUGUUUAAAAAUAUAUUUUUCAUUCUUUAUGAUAGAAUAUAGUGUUGUCAUCAGUAUGCCAUACGUAUACCAAGUUUGCAGUCGAUACCACAUUGGGAAGUGGGUUAAAAUUAAGUUACAAGAUUUGAGGAUACAACAACAACAGAGUGAGUUAAAUAAGAGCGUGUAGUAAAAUAGGAAGAGGUUUUAGCCUUAACCCCCCCAACCCCCCCGUUUCAUUUGAAACCUCCGGAUAUACAGAAUAUAUUUCUCCAGAUUACGCAAAUCAACAUUGCCCCGCCGUGUCACCGAUUGGGAGUGAUAAGCAGCGUUCGGUGAACUCCUGGGACGUCUUGUAGAAACGUACGAUGCAAUCAUCAUACCGUUGCGUGUCCGUGUGUGUAGUUUUAUCAAAGGGAGCGGUCGUUGUAGCGGUUAGCGCGCUGCACUAUGAACCCUGGCGACCCGGGUUCGAUUCGCGCUCACGAUCGCCAACGCCCAGUGACGAUUAUCUGAGCCGGUCCUGGGCCUCCGCUAGAUCGACUCGGCCUCAAAUGAGUACGUGGUGCGGUGUGUGGUAAACAUCGCCACUGGGGAGACAAAGGUCACUGGGCGUGGUGCUGGCCACCCACCCCCUCGUGUGCCGUGCCGGCCUUCACAGCUGCUGCUGUUCGAUAACAACACUUGCCCCUACAGUCUGUUAAGGCUACACGGGGGGUAUUUAUAGUUUAUCAGCCUAACUGCUGUCAAUUCAUAAUUUAAUCAAUGCAACACUCAGGAGAGUGACUGAUUGACAGGACCGUUGCUUAUGUACAUACGUUGAGCAGUCUUUUGCACGAAAUGGCUCCGUGGUACCAUCCCGCGAGCCCUCCAUCCGUGGGACGAAGGGUGAGGGGCGGGCACGAUGGCAGCGAUGCAGGGAGAGAGGUGGUCUCAGAAUUGUGUCCAUUGUAGCGUACGAACCGGGCGUUGUUUUGUUCACGUGGCAAACCUUACCAGUUGGAUAAUUUUUCGAUUUAAAGCUUUGCGUGACUGCAGGGAUUAAUCGUUCAGACUCUGUCUACUCGACAGACCUGCUCGCCACCUGAGGGACGGCUGCUUGCGUCGUGGCCGAAACGUCGUGAGAAUUAUUAAAUUAUGUUUUAUUUUUAUUAUUUUAUUCCCUUCUACGUGACUUUACCGAAAGAACCAGGAAGAUGAAUUGGAUCAUUGUCGGGCUUGGUGGCGGGUUUAACGACGCAACAUUUAAGUUACGUGAUCUAGCCCCCCCCCCCCCAAAAAUAAUCUGUGUUGUGGAUAAUAUUGGUUGCGAAAGGUCCUACUGCUGUCACCUGGAUUGUUCCGUGCCCGGCGCUCUGCGCAGAGCGUGGCUUCUCGUGUUCGGCCCAUCGCCAAAUCCCCCCGCGGGUUUCAACCAGCAGAACGCGUGGGGAGUCCUGGGUUUUGCAGAGACGCCCAAUUAAAAUGGCCCAGAAAUAAUUUUCUCUCGAUAAUGGGAUCAACAAUUGAGCCUGGAGCGAAUCUGAACGUGUGCACAGCAACUGUUACUAAUGCUACUGUUUUUAUUUUAGCAGGUAUGGCCACACUGCGCUAUGUAUCUAUUCUUCAGAAUCGACCUGGCCACAUAUGAUAGUUAAAUAAAGUGGCUUACCACGUCAAAAUUCAUAGCAGCCAAAUACUCUAAAAACACACGGUGAUGUUGAUUCUAAAUGUGGAGGGAAAAACUGGAGGACCCGGAGAAAAAUCCACGCGAACACAGGGAGAGAGACGCACGCACACUCCAAAUAUACAGCAGCAGGCGUCGGAGUCGGGAUCGAAUCUACGACUACCUGUAUACCAGGCGAGGUAGUUAACAUCUCCCAGCCACCGUGGCGAAAAUUCAGUGUUUAUUUUUGCCCUGGAUCACCCUGACCCACAUUGUCAUUCUGAGCGAAAGCCAAGCCUAGUGAGCACAGCUAUAACACUGGUUAACACUUUUUCUGGCAUGAGGUAUUCCAACGGGUGUAAGGUGAUUUUGGGGUGCUGAUUCCAAAUCUGGCAUCAGUUUUUGUCUAUCACAUCAGGUUUUUGAGAUAUCAAAUAUUGCAUUUUCAAUCAAAUCUGCAGAAGAAAAAUAUUAAAUAAAUGUGGAUAUCUACAUAAAAUUAUAUUAUAAACACACUAUCCUAAAAAUACAGCACCAUAUUUUAACACUAAAGCAGUCACUGACUCGCAACAACUUGCAAUCAUAAGUGACAGAGUUAAUUUCGGGUAAAAUCAAUGAAAAUGGGGUAUGCCGAUAGCAUAAAAAUGAGAUGUGAUAGAGCAAAUCUGAGAUCAGAUUUGGAAUCAGCACCCUGAAAUUAGUCUAAAAGAGCUACAAAAGUCCAGGCCAGAAAAAAAAUGUUUUUUAUUGUUGACCAGUAUAAUCUAUCUUAAACAAGCACUGCCUCAUGACAAGAUCGCAUUCUUGCCCAAUCAAGCUCAGUCCAGGGGAUACAAAACAAUCUUGGCUCUCACCGGGCAACACCGCGCGUCGCCUCUCCGUCGCGAGCGCUCGCAUCUCCCGAGCGCCGCCUCGACAGCUCUCUGACGUGAAUGUUUUGGCUCCUGAACACAAGGCCUCUCCCCCAGAGGUCGCAACCGGGUACCCGAUACCCGUACCCUACCCGAUACCCGGCUACCCGGCCGGGUACGGGUACCCGUUUGCGACCCUGGUGCGGCCGGGUACAGGUACGGGUAGGUCGUGAGUCACUGGUGAGUCACCGUUUGUCACUCAUUUCGGGUAGGGUACGGGUACGGGUAGGGAACGGGUACCCGGCCGGGUACGGGUACCCAUUUGCGACCCUGGUGCGGCCGGGUACGGAAUCAAAACCCGUUUGCGACCUCUGCUCUCCCCCCCCCGUCCCCACCCCGGCUCGUGGAGCGGAACGUCGGACAUCGUGCCCCCAACGACACGCACGGCGGCAGCACGACCGCGGAAACAAAACUCCCAACGACGACGAUCCCAGACUUGGCCCUGUCGCGAGCGCAUCGGUCAGGGCUAAGGGUGGCGGGGGGGGGGUGAUGAUUCGAGUGGGGUUCUUGGUGGCCAGUCUGACUGCAUUCUUUCUUUGCCAGCAGAGUUGGUCAUCCGCUGCCUGUUGGGAGGGGGGAAGGAGGGCAUGCUACGGUGCAUGAUGUUCGUGGUUUAGAUCCCGACCCUGAUGCCUGCUGUCUAUUUGGAGUUUGCGUGUCUCUAUCAUCAUCAUCACGGUGGCUAGGAGAUAUUAACUCCCUCGCCUGGUAUGAAGGAGGGCAUGGGUUCGAUCCCGAUCCUGACAACGCCUGCUGUUGUAUAUUUGGAGUCUGCGUCUCUCAUCAUCAUCACGGUGGCUAGGAGAUGUUAACUACCUCGCCUGGUGUACAGGAGGUCGUGGGUUCGAUCCCGAUCCUGACGACGCCUGCUGUAUAUUUGGAGUCUGCGUCUCUCAUCAUCACGGUGGCUAGGAGAUGUUAACUACCUCGCCUGGUAUACAGGAGGUUCAUGGAUUCGACCCUGACGAUGCGUUGCUGUAGUAUUUGGAGUUUGCGUGUCUCUCUCAUCAUCACCACGGUGGCUCGGAGAUGUUAACUACCUCACCUGGUGUACAAGAGGGCGUGAGUUCGAUCCUGACCCUGACGCCUGCUGUGGAUUUAUCUCUGCGGGUCCUCCGGGUUUUCCCUCCACAUUUAGAAUCAACAUCACGCGUUGAGAGUAUUUGCUUGGCUUCUGCUAUACAAUUCCACACGAUGAUGAGCCACUUUCUCUGAGCUAUCAUUUGUGAUAGCCAGAUGGCUUCUCGCAAAGAACUACAUCGUUCAGUGGGGCCUUACCUGGUAAAAAAAAGAUAUAUAAAUUUCGAUUUAAAGCUUUCGUGACUGCAGGGAUUCAUCUUCUUGGUUCUUUCGGUAAAGUCACGUAGAAUGGAAAUAAUAAAAUAAUAAAAAUAAAACAUAAUAAAAUAAUUAUUUCUUCAGACUGUCUACUCGACAGACCUGGUCUUCACCUGAGGACGGCUGCUUGUGUUGUGGUCGAAACGUCGUGAGAAUUAUUUAGUUUUAUUUUUAUUAUUUUAUUAUUUCCAUUCUACUUGACUUUACCGAAAGAACCAAGAAGAAAAAAAAUAUAUAGUUUAUUUGUUGUUUUUAAUCACGAGAGAUUGUGCAAAGAAUGUACACACAAGAUGCACUUAAUAAACAUUUCACUUUAAACUAUA